ACUUCUGCUAGAGAAUCAGGUGGUUCAUAGAGCCUGUGAGGACUGGGCCUGAAUGAGGUGUGGUUAACUGGAACCCUGGGCAGGCAGAUGGAGACCCUGACAGGGGGCUGUGGGUCUGGGAUCCCAGUUUGGAGCCCCAGAACAACCCUCUGCAAACUGAGUCUGGGACUCCCAGGCAGCCACUGUUCCAGCAGUGCCACUAAACAGGGGAGGACUUGCCCUUGGCUGGAUGCUGCUGCCCUUUCCCUCUGCCUUUCCUUGGACCUUGGGAGACAUCCUGAACAGCUGGUCAGAGGUGAGAGAACCACAGCCAGAGGAGUUUCCUGAGUGCUCAGGUAAUGCCUCUUGAGGCAGGUGUGUCCCUCUGGAGUGGUUUGUCAAUAUGUUUGCAGCAGCUGGGAGUACCUGAUGAGUUACUGUGGCUUUUACUGUGUUUUUCAAUUUUCUACACAGAUUAACAUUACUAGCCAGGAGCUUUGGGAAGAAGUGCUGUGUCUCAAAGGACUCAUUGUUGUUGAUGUGCAUCAAGCCUGGUGUGGCCCAUGCAAACCAGUAGUGAAUCUGUUCCAAAAAAUCAAGAAUGAAGUUGGCAGUGAUCUCCUGCAUUUUGCUGUGGCUGAAGUUGAUUCCAUUGAUGCUCUGGAAAAAUACAGAGGACAAUGUGAGCCUGUCUUUCUCUUUUAUACAGGAGGAGAAUUAGUGGCUGUUGUAAGAGGAGCAGAUGCACCCUUGCUGCAGAAGACCAUCCUGAAACAGCUGGCAGGGGAAAGGAAGGGAUUCCACGGAGGAGAGCCUGUGGUGGUGCCAGACAGAGCCUUCUCCAGAGAGCAGGGAAGCACAGCUCCCCUUCAGGAGGAGCAACGGGGAGGACUAACAGGCUGACGCAGCCAUCGGGUCCGGGAUGACAACUGCAGCCGUGGAGCAGAUCCGUGCUUUUUCAAUAAAUACAAGGUUUUCC
This is a messenger RNA of Zonotrichia leucophrys gambelii, 958 nucleotides long. Its product is annotated as thioredoxin domain-containing protein 6-like. The transcript is spliced from 6 exons. The coding region runs from base 409 to 882 and encodes 157 amino acids. The record is from RefSeq and is a predicted model, not a curated record. NCBI's taxonomy places the organism in Eukaryota, Metazoa, Chordata, Aves, Passeriformes, Passerellidae.